Messenger RNA from Oncorhynchus gorbuscha (pink salmon), 3088 nucleotides. Its product is annotated as indoleamine 2,3-dioxygenase 2-like. Lineage: Eukaryota; Metazoa; Chordata; Actinopteri; Salmoniformes; Salmonidae. The record is from RefSeq and is a predicted model, not a curated record. Gene Ontology annotation, molecular function: L-tryptophan 2,3-dioxygenase activity; indoleamine 2,3-dioxygenase activity; heme binding. Bases 46 to 1371 code for a protein of 441 amino acids. The transcript is spliced from 10 exons. Gene Ontology annotation, biological process: 'de novo' NAD+ biosynthetic process from L-tryptophan. Gene Ontology annotation, cellular component: cytoplasm.
UGCCUGACAAUCACUGCACAUAUCAGGGAUCCUCUUUCAGCCCCCAUGGCCACUACUAUCACAGACUCACAGAAGCCUUUCUCUCUGGACCCCUACCAUGUCUCUGAUGUGUUUGGCUUCAUUCUCCCUGCACCCCUGACAGAGUUGCCGCCAUACUACCAGCCCUGGAUGGACAUUGCCCAGCAUGUUACAGAGCUCAUCUACUCUCACACGCUGCGCUCCCACAUUCUCAAGAUGCCCUUGCUGAACACCCGAUUCCUGGAAAGCCACAGAGAGCUGCGUCUGGCCCAUUUGGCCCUGAGUGUGAUGACCAUGGGCUACGUGUGGCAGGAGGGGGAGAAUGACACAGUCAAGAUACUCCCCCGCAACCUGGCCGUUCCAUACUGGAAGGUGUCUCAGCGUCUAGGCCUCCCUCCCAUCCUUACCCAUGCAGACGCAGUACUGGCUAACUGGAAGAAGAGGGAUCCACAUGGACCAUUUGACAUAGAGAACUUGGAGCUGCUUGUCACUCUGCCUGGUGGGGACAGUGUGAGGGGGUUCUUCAUGGUCACUCUACUAGUGGAGCUGGCUGCAGUGCCAGCCAUCAAGAGUAUUCCCCUGGUUAUUAAUGGGGUCCAGUGUGGUGAUGCUGAGACUGUUACAAGUGCACUAGAGGAAAUCAGCCAGGCGAUGGAGGGCAUGACAGAUGCACUCAAACUGAUGCAUGCAUAUGUCAAGCCAGAUGUCUUCUAUGGUAUUAUAAGGAUCUAUCUGUCUGGGUGGAAAGAUAACUCAUCCAUGCCAGCUGGUUUGGUGUAUGAAGGCAUCCAGGCAGAGCCUAUGGAGUAUUCUGGUGGGAGUGCUGCCCAGAGCAGUCUGCUGCACUGCUUUGAUGAGCUGCUAGGAGUCAAACAUGAGGACAAUUGUGGAGCCUUUCUGACCCGUAUGAGAAACUACAUGCCCUCUUCCCACAAGCAUCUGAUCCAGGACAUAUCUCUGCAGCCCUCCCUGCGAGGCUUUGUCCAGCAGGAGGCCAGUGAGCUUCUGACCACAGCUUUUCAGCUAUGUGUGACCAAGCUAAUGGCCCUCCGCAGCUACCACAUCAACGUGGUCAGCUGCUUUAUCACCGUUCCCGCUGCCCGUGCCCGCCAGCUGCGAAGACAGGGCAACAGUUCCCAGGAGGAGACUGUCAGCAGGGCGCCCACGGCUCUGGAGGAGACGGGUACAGGCGGCUCGGGCAUCAUGAGCUUCCUAAAGACUGUGAGGGACCGCACACGGGACGUGUCCCUGCCGCUGGACAACAGGGCCAUGCAGAAGAGCACAAAUGGAGCACAACCUCAAAACACACAAUACACAACUCAUCAAACACAUCUGCAAACUAACACAUUGUAGAGACACUUUUAUACCUAGUGUGUUUAAUAAAUUAAUGAAAUGACUUGUAAUUAUGAGAGGUUUGUGCAUGACAGGGUUUGAUGUCUGACUAAAUGAGUCCCGGUGUUAUUGACAUGCUCUGUAUAAAUGAUGCCACUCUUUCAGUUCAACCCUUAAUUUAAACCAUCAGUGUUCGUUUCCGUUAAAUGCAACCACUAAUAUCUUUAUUCAAUCUAAAAUAGAAUGUAAAAUAUAUAUUGGAUGACUAGUCCAGACUAACUGUGGUCAUAGUCAGAAAACUCGCACUGAUCCCCAGGGCAGGCUGAGGAAAGUUUUGAAAGUUAGCUUAUCCUGACCUGAGAGUUAAUACAUACAACCAGGGUGAUACUUAACCGUAAUCUGAGUACUGAUUUCAUAUGUCAUCACGGACAGUAUAGUCAGCUUUUUUUGUAUUUUAUGCAACCUAUCCUACAUGUCCUGUUUUGGAGUUUUUGCUAAAGAAGUAAUUGAAGGUCCCUGCAGUUCAUCAUCAUGAUGACUAAUAUAAACACAUUGCAAUGCAACCUCCACUGUCAGCAAAGAGCAGGUGUCCCACAAAAAGCUGCAGAGCCCAGAGACACCAGAGUAGGGCACUGACUCAAACAGCAAGGCUCACAGACGGAGAGAGGGAGAGAGAUAGAGAGAGCUGUGACGUGGUAAGGUUGGACUCGGCUGCAGAAAAAAAGACCAGACGAAGAAUCAGUGAUUAAGGAUAAACUUAAUACUUUACUGAGAAACAUUAGCUGCAGGAUAACAGUACACAACAAACACUAAGUCUCGCAAACUCACUCAAGAUAUGACCGCACACGGUAAACAAUUCAAGCGUAUUGUUUUUACUCCUUUUUUCUCCCCAAAUACUAGUUACAGUCUUAUCCCAUUGCUGAAACUUCCGUACGGACUUGGGAGAGGCGAAGGUCGAGAGCCGUGUGUCUUAUCAAACACAACCCAGCCAAGCCGCACUGCUUCUUGACACAAUGCCUGCUUAAACCAGAAGCCAGCCACACGAAUGUGUCGGAGGAGACAUCGUACACCUGGCAACCAUGUCAGCGUGCAUGUGCCCGGCCCGCAACAGGAAUUGCUAGAGUGCGAUGGGACAAGGGUAUCCCUAACCCGGACGAGGCCGGGCCAAAUGUGUGCGGCCCCAUGGGCCUCCUGGUCGCAGCUGUCAGCGACAGAGCCUACACUCUAACCAGGAUCUCUAGUGGAACAGCUAGCACUGUGAUGCAGUGCCUUAGACCACUGCACCAGUUGGGAGGCCCGAAACACACCUCUUUUAACAGGGAAAUCAUAAUGAGUAAAUUGGACACACCUGAGUGUAGUUGAUGUCUCUAGGACAGUGUCGUGUAUGUGCCUUUUAUUUUAUCAAAUCAAUUCUCUGUGUAAUUCAAAUCAAAUCAAAUUUUAUUUGUCACAUACACAUGGUUAGCAGAUGUUAAUGCGAGUGUAGCAAAAUACUUCUAGUUCCGAUUAUGCAGUAAUAUCUAGCAAGUAAUCUAACAAAUUCACAACAACUACCUUAUACACACAAAUACACACAAAUGUAAAGGGAUGAAUAGAAUAUGUACAUAUCAAUGGAUGAGCGACACCGUUUGGCAUAGGCAAGAUGCAGUAGACGGUAUAUAAUACAGUAUAUACAUAUGAGAUGAGUAAUGUAGGAUAUGUAAACAUUAUUAAAACCUGUUUGGGAUAGGGGGCAGCA